UCUGGUGCGGGAGUUGUUGCUAUGGCGUCCUGCAGGAGGUAGGGUCCGACCCACCUCCCAGGGCCUCGGAGGGGGUGGGCACCCUCCAUGGGCCUCAGCCAAUGGGAAUCUCCACCUGGACAGCCACCGUGGAGGGGUGUGAGCUUGGCACUGGUGGGGAAGAGACGCUCGCAGAUUGUGAGAGGAUUCUCCUCUUCAUUGUCUCUACGAUGCCCCAGGCCUCUGAACACCGGGUCAGCCGGGCUAGAGAGCAGGUCAUCACAUCGCAGCCCAAGGCCACCACCAAGCUCCUGAACGGACACCGGGCCGUGAGCCAGGAACGCCACACCUCAGUCUCCCCUGCACUGGCCAAUGGGCUCUCCAUGGCUCCCAAGCUUCACCCGCUGCCUCCCCGGCCCAGCCCGCUGGACGAUCGGGGGAAGAAGCAGGAGCUUGAAAGGGGCCGUGCUUCGAAGCGCAACGACCAGCUGCGGGGCUCGGUGCCCAGGCGAGGGCCGGUGAAGGCUGACCAUGCGGUCAAGGUGCCCAACUCCCCACAGCCUGGCACCAUGUCAGGCAGCGCCUCCUUCUCCCUGCCAUCAGGAGUGUUGCUGGUGGAACGAGACUCUGAGCGUAGGAGAAACAACCUCGCCCGCUCCAAGUCUAUCAGCAUUGGGGACCUGAGCCAAGCGGGGGGGCGAGGGGAGGAGCUGAGCAUGGUGCUCAGCCGCCUGGUGCUCCGGGACCGCAGCCCGUCCUGCAGCCAGAAGCUGGGCCUGGGGCCCUUGGCUCUCCAGCGGAGUUCCUCGCUCAGGAGGGUCAAUGUGUCUCCUGGGCUGGAUGGGAAGCCCGCAGGCACAAUGCUCUCUGUCCGCACUGAGGGCUGCACCAGGACGCACACCCCCGAUCCUCAGGUCUCCGAGUACGUGCACCCCCAGGAUGUCCCAGUGGCUGGGAGCCCACCCCAGGGCAAGACACACCACACCCUCCUCCUGGGCUCUGGGCACAUUGGACUCCGCAAUCUUGGCAACACGUGCUUCAUGAACGCUGUGCUCCAGUGCCUGAGCAGCACCAAGCCUCUGCGUGACUACUGCCUGCGCAAGGAGUUCCUCCAGGAGCAGCCCGGCGCCUCGCGGGCCCAGCAGGAGCUCACGGAAGCAUUUGCAGAUGUCAUCAAUUCCCUGUGGCACCCAGACUCCACCGAAGCUGUGAACCCCGGGCGCUUCAAAGCCGUCUUUCAGAAAUACGUCCCGUCCUUCACAGGCUACAGCCAGCAGGAUGCCCAGGAGUUCCUGAAGUUUUUCAUGGACCGGCUGCACGUGGAGAUCAACAGGAAGGGGCGCAAAACUCCCAGCAUCCUCUCUGAUACCAAACGGCCCUCGGUGCUAGAGGACUCGGACCCCUUGAGUGAUGACGAACGAGCCAACCAGAUGUGGAAGCGCUACCUGGAGAGAGAGGACAGCAAGAUAGUGGAUCUCUUUGUCGGUCAGUUGAAAAGCUGCCUCAAGUGUCAGGCCUGUGGCUACCGCUCCACCACCUUCGAAGUCUUCUGUGACCUCUCCCUCCCCAUCCCAAAGAAAGGCUUUGCCGGUGGGAAGGUCUCUCUCCUCGACUGCUUCAGCCUUUUCACCAAGGAGGAGGAGCUGGAUUCCGAGAACGCCCCGGUCUGUGACAAGUGCCGGCAGAGGACGAGAAGCACCAAGAAACUGACCAUCCAGCGCUUCCCCCGCAUCCUGGUGCUGCACCUGAACAGGUUCUCCACCACCCGGUACUCCAUCAAGAAAUGCUCUGUCUUCGUGGACUUCCCUCUGCAGCGACUCAACCUGAAGGAGUUUGCCAGUGAGAAGGCUGGUAGGUGUCCUGGCACCAGCCCACCUGGCAUGUCCUGCGCUCUCCCCCCGAGCCAGGUCUUGCAGGGCCCUGGCUGGGGUGAAGCGCACACGGGCUCCUGA
Messenger RNA from Terrapene triunguis (Three-toed box turtle), 1931 nucleotides. RefSeq names its product ubiquitin specific peptidase 21 (gene USP21). The coding region runs from base 102 to 1931 and encodes 609 amino acids. Gene Ontology annotation, cellular component: cytoplasm. Lineage: Eukaryota; Metazoa; Chordata; Testudines; Emydidae. Gene Ontology annotation, biological process: protein deubiquitination. The record is from RefSeq and is a predicted model, not a curated record. Gene Ontology annotation, molecular function: cysteine-type deubiquitinase activity. The transcript has 12 exons.